ACUCUGAAACCAGACAACCAGCAUUUGUGCUCAGUUGAGGAAUCUGUAUCGAACCAAUUAAAAUUUUCUUCUCACAAGACAGUCUUUCAUGAGUUGCUGGGUGCUGGCUCAUUUGUGAUCUCACACUAUACUGCCUCUGCUCAUAUAUCACUGCUCGUUUCAUUGUUCGUCACUGCAUUUUAUAUUUAAUUUAAACCACUGGUGUGCAAUACCACAAGACACACUUCAGAUGAACAGACUUGAACAUAUCAGGGGUCAUAUUGUUUCAGCAGAUAAGAUUCUGCCACAGAAUAUGAACAUAGCUGCUAUCCUGCCAAGCCCCCUCACAACUCAUGUGCUGAAUAUAGACCAUGGAGUUCCUGGAGCCAACAUGACCAUUAGCCUCCAUCACCUAAACCCCAUCUCAUCAGAGUGGAAUUUACUCACAACACGGAUAACUAAUGAUGAUGGACGGUGUCCUGGGUUAAUCAGCAAAGAAAGCUUCAUUGCCGGUGUGUAUAAAAUGCAUUUUGAGACUGGAAAAUACUGGGAUGCUUUGGGGGAGACAUGCUUCUAUCCAUAUGUUGAGGUUGUCUUCACCAUUACUGAUCCUUUACAGAAGUACCAUGUUCCUCUGCUUCUGAGCCGUUUCUCUUAUAGUACAUAUAGAGGAAGUUAGAUGUAAAGUUAAUGCAUCUUUCAGUGCCUAUGCACAAGUAAAUGUUUUCUCUACUGUGGUAACACUUCAUAAUAGUGUUCAGUUUUUGUCGAUAAUGAGUUAAUAAUCUACUAAACAUUAAUACAUAUUUGUAGAUGAUUAAAAUAAUGUCUUAACUUACAAAUUUGUUGUCAUAAAAUUGUUUUUGUAAAUCUUAAAAUCAUUACAAACUAAUAAUUAUUAAAUGCAUAAUUUGAAGAUAUAUUAUGAAUCACUUAUUUCACUUGGUAUCUUGAAAUUGGAAUUGGUAUCUUGAUAAACACUGGUUGAUCAUGAACAAAUAAUGACCAAAUCCCUAGUAAAUAAUCAGUAGCCUGUAAAAUUUGUUGAACAUAAUUACAAUUUGUAUCAUUAAGUACUUGUCUGUUACACUGUAACAAAAUGCUGUAAAACCAGUCAAAUAAUGUUUUCCAUUAAAAAAAGUACUAUACUGUGAAAAACAGUGCAUUCUGUUUCCUAUAAAGAUAUUUACUGUGAUGUAUUGUGAAUCAACACCACUGUGGGUGUAUACAAUA
Onychostoma macrolepis is the source of this 1212-nucleotide messenger RNA. RefSeq names its product urate (5-hydroxyiso-) hydrolase a (gene uraha). Gene Ontology annotation, molecular function: hydroxyisourate hydrolase activity. Bases 230 to 658 code for a protein of 142 amino acids. The transcript is spliced from 4 exons. Gene Ontology annotation, biological process: purine nucleobase metabolic process. The record is from RefSeq and is a predicted model, not a curated record. Lineage: Eukaryota; Metazoa; Chordata; Actinopteri; Cypriniformes; Cyprinidae.